GUGGAGAAAAGUAGUGAGGAGGCGUUAGUCAAAACAAACAGGAAGAAACCAGGAAAACACUCCGAAGAGACGGACACUGCAGGCCGUCAAACCGCUGAAAAAACUGUUUUAUAUAUAUAUCAUUUUUUUUAUUUUUCAAAUGACAUUUCCUCCGUGGCGUGAGGGCGGUUUCUGGUGAACUCCAGUCCGCAUAGAGAGCACUGUUUCGGGGCUGACGCACCAGCAGGAGGGCGGGGGCUGUCUCUAAGCUAAGCUAAGCUAAGCUAGGCUAGUUAGCACGCUAGGCUAACAGCCUCAGCCCCCAGAAAAAUAACCCUUAACUUGGGAGAAACUUUAUUAAGAAUGAAUCGUUUAAUAUCGACUUUAACGGAAUAUUAUGAUGAGAUAAAAAGAACACGUUUUUAGUUUGAAACAAAGGAAAAAAUAAGCCUGGCAGUGUUAGCAGUGCUAGUUAGCUAAUUAGCUCCUAUUAGCGUUUGUCAAAACAUCCACUGACAGCAGAGGGAGGAAUCAAAAUAACUCAUAUUUUUAUACACACACAAACUUAUUAGACAUCUAUUAUGAUAAUAUGAUGUAGCAUUAAGUUAUGUGGGGCUAAAAGCUGUUAACACGCCUGUUGAUGGUGUCUUUAAUGUCUGUUUCUGGCGGAGUGUUUUUGUGUUUCUGGGGCUGAGCUCAACUUUUUAAUUUAUUCGUGCGGUCGGUAAGGUGUUGUUAGCAUGGAGGCUCUGGAGCCUGGCAGCGGCAACAGCAGCAGCUCUCUGCGGUUACAUAACGCCAGCAGGUUGGGGAAGAAGCUGAUGAACGUCGCCUCCUCCUCAGCCUGGCUCUGACAGCUGUAAACAGACAGACCCCCCAUCACACAGACAGACAGUCUGAGACAGAUAAACAACAACAAGAACACAGCAGCAUGCAGGAGGUCUGAGUCUGCUGCUGGGAGACAAUCUGCAAGAGAGAUACAACAUUUCACUGAAGAUGGAUUCAAACCCGCUGAUAAACGCGAUGGACCCGUCCAUCACGCUGUGGCAGUUCCUGCUCCACCUGCUGGAGGACCAGCGGCAGCGUCACCUGAUCUCCUGGACAAGUGAGGACGGAGAGUUCAAGCUGCUGGACGCCGAGGAGGUGGCGCGACUCUGGGGUCUCCGCAAGAACAAAAAUAACAUGACUUACGACAAGCUGAGCAGAGCGCUGAGAUACUACUACGACAAGAAUAUCAUAAAGAAGGUGAGCGGUCAGAAGUUUGUCUAUAAGUUUGUGAGUCAGCCCGACCCCUCCCUGGCUGAAGGGCUUCAUAACGGAGAGGAAGGCCAGAGGAGGGACAUCUCUGACCCUAACGGCCAAUCAAUAGGCCUCGGGGGCGGGACCUCCACCUGUCCGUCAAAGAGCUUACCCCAGCGCUCGUCACCCGGCGGCUCUCAGAAAAGUUCCCGUAACGACUACAUGAAGUCCGGCCUCUACUCCACCUUCACCAUCCAAUCACUGCAGACCUCGCCCAACCCACAGCCAAUCAAAACAGAGCUGCUAAUACAACACGACGCCGCCGCCAUGUUCGAUCUAAGAGAGGUCUGUGUGAUAUCAGAGUCUCCUCCGUCAGUAGGAGGUUCGAUGGACUCGGCUCUGCAGGUGAUCGUCACUCAGCCGUCUCCGUGUGCCACUCCGGCUCUCAGCCCGCAGAUACCCACAAACGCCACCAGCCAAUCACAGAUUCCUCCGCCUCCCGCUCUAAACGACCCUCCUCAGAUUUAUCUCACCAGUGUUGGGGAUCCUUCCUCUCUCACCCCAAUUAUCCCCAUCGGAGGGUCCAGUCCUGUGCCCCCCCCUCACAUAUCAAUGGCUCCUCAGAUGCAGGAAGAGUGUCAGGGAGUCACCGAUAAUGCCAGCUACCCUCCUCACCCCCAAACUGCUCCUCACCCGAAUCAUCAGCCUGUUUUUGCCAUCAUCAAACCCCUUCCCACACAGCAAAUUCAGCAUCAGGCGGCCAUGACGGCUUCUCCUCUCUCCGUCGCUCCUCUUCCUCCAUCUUCUGUCCGUCCUCUUCCUCUUUCUCCUUCUUCUGUCCGUCCUCCUCCUCCUCCUCCCAUCGUCAUCAAGGAGGAGAACCUGCUGUCGGAGGAGGAGGAGCUGCUGAAGAUGGUGUCUCUGGAGGAGAAGCAGGUCCCUCACCUGAUCUGUGGCUCAGGGGAACCAGAGCCCCCCAUCACCAUCGUGGAGAGCCCGUCCCCCCCCUGCAUGGAGCCGGGGGUCGGAGGUCAGCAGCCUGCAGGCGAGGGCAAGGACUCGCUGACAGGUCCCUCCGCCCCCCCGGUGACCCCCUUCUCAGCGAUGACUCCUCAUGUGACUUCAGACGCUGUUCCUCCAAAACCAAAGAAGCCCCGAGGCCUCGAGCUGCCCUCCUCCCCAUCCCUCCCCCCCGGCCUCUCCCUGGAUAAGGUCAACGCAGCUGUUAACAGUUUAUUGGCUCCUGGAUCUGCGACCAACACACUCACCCCGUCUGUCAUCACCUCACACUGUCUGACUCCGGUCCUGUUGACUCCCAGUCCUCUCCCCUCCACCAUCCACUUCUGGAGCACCCUGAGCCCCUACGCUCCUCGCUCUCCGGCCAAACUCUCCUUCCAGUUCCCCACUAACGGCAGUAAUCAUAUCCACAUCCCGGCUCUCAGUGUGGACGGCCUCUCCACUCCUGUGGUUCUUUCCCCCGGACCCCAGAAGCCCUGAGUCUCCUCCCCGCUCACAGAGCUCCUCACUGGGCUCACAACUCACCUCGCCUCCCCGAAGGAGAUCUGGACCUCCAGUGAAAACCAGGAACCACGUAGUGUUUGGGCGCUUCACUGGUAAGACUGGGAGAUGCAGAUUUUAGUCAAUGGGGAUGUUUCACUCGAAUACUCUGGAGAAAUCAUCGUCAGGAGUCCCAGAGAUUUAAAAACCCCUGUUCUGAGAUUAUAUUUAAAGGUGCAGAGAGCAGGAUGUCUGGGCUUCAUCCUCCUUUGACUCUCAUGUCUGUCAGAGGUUUUAUUAGCCAUGAUAGAUUGGAGACACGGGGAAUAACGGGACACUUGAACGCAACUUGAGAAGACGGACGAGGUGGAGGGAUCUAUUUUUUCUACUUCUAACGGGGCUGCAACCACCGACGGUACUUACGGAUAUUUUGAAUGGAUGUAACCGUUGUUUUCUGUAAAACAUAACGGAGAAAAGCGGCAAACUGGAACCAGAGUUUUUACUGGAGAAACUUUGAUUUAAUAUAGAUUAUUAAACCUGAAGGCCUGUCAGACGUUUUUAAAAGAACCAGAACUUGAACUCAAGGAAACUUCUGGAUUUUCCUCAAAAAUCGUCCUUUUCGGGGCUCUUUAUCGUCUGUUUCUUUUAUAAAAAGUGCUUAUUUAUUCCUGUUUACGCCCUAUCUCUGCAGGGCGAGCUUGAUUUGAUGACUUUUAUUCCUGUUGGAUCGUUCAUUUUAUAAACCCCCCCCCCCUCCGCUGGAUUUAUCAGACUUGUCAGGACGCUUUAGGGGAUUUUGCUUCGCUCUUAUUGGCCGCUUUUUUAACGGCCACGCCUUUUUCUCCAGUUAUGCAUGGCCUGUUAUUGGCUGAACUACUCCACAUGACUUUUGAACGGACCAAUCACAGAAGAGGUAUGAUGAUGGACCUGAGCUACACAAAGCCAAGUUAUUUCUCUAUCAAAGUCUCUCUAAAUGUGACAGAUUGUAUAUUUUCUAAAAGAGUCUUUGACGAAGACGAACUGAAGUGACUCGAGCACGACGAGAGUUUUAUUUGUCACAUUCCUCGGGCUUUAACGCGCUGAUAGGUGUUUGUUUUAGUGAUAAAUUACCGCUAAUCAUUUUAAUUUCAGCGUUCAUUCCAGACGUAAGCAGAUCUUUGUUGAGCAGCUUCUAACUAUGAAUGUUUUUUUCUGCGUAUUGAUCCUAAAAGCCUCGGAUCCUUGGUGUUGUACCGAUGCAGUGAUGUUGCCACAGGUUUUUAAUCACAUCAGUUUUUAGCACAAAUAAUGGUCCAGUUUUGUAGGAUUUGACGGGUUUAUCGGCACAAAAGUUAUAUAAUGAUCAUAACUGAUGUUCUCAUUAAGGUGUAGUCACAAAAAAAUGGAAGAAUCGUGUUUUUGUUAGGUGGAAAUGAGCCCUUCGUAACUAUAGAAAACAUGAGUCUGCCAUGUAUCUACAGAAGCCCAGAAGGGACAAACCAAACUUUUGUCAGCUUGGGUUUAGUGUCCUGUGAAUGCACCAGAAGAUGAAGAAAAUAAGAGGACUACAUUUUUGUUUUGUGGCUCCGUGAAGGUUAUACUCAAAUCCUCUGAGAUGCACAAUGUUUGAAAACUUGUGGCAACAUCAAAAUCUGCAGAAACAGACACGUUUUCUAGAGUAAACCUUAAGUUUUGUGUUCAAAGUAGGGCUGUACCGAAGAGUUGGAAACGUUAUUUUUGGCAUGUCUAUUUAUGGAGUUUGAAUCGAAUUUGUGCACACUGUCAGACAAAGAUUAGGGCUGCACAAAAGUGUUGUAAAGUCUUAAAGUUAACAUUUAAUAAUUUCUAAAAUGGUUUUUUAUCCAUAAGUAAAUCUAUAUUUGUUAAAAAACACAAUAUUCUUACUUUAAAAAUACUGUUUGCUAUCCCGCAUGCUGCAAACAAAGGGAGGCAACAGUUAUAUGCA
Molecule: messenger RNA, 4660 nt
Organism: Trematomus bernacchii (emerald rockcod)
Lineage: Eukaryota; Metazoa; Chordata; Actinopteri; Perciformes; Nototheniidae
Gene: elk1
Product: ETS transcription factor ELK1
Biological process (GO): cell differentiation; regulation of transcription by RNA polymerase II
Cellular component (GO): nucleus
Molecular function (GO): sequence-specific DNA binding; DNA-binding transcription factor activity, RNA polymerase II-specific
Source: RefSeq, a predicted model, not a curated record